CACUGAAUAGACAGAAAAAUUGAAGGCAAAUUAUCUUCCACUUACCAUAAGGAAGAAAGCUAGCCAAGGUGGCCCACGUAAGGAAGAAAUAGGAAGAGCGAAUCUUCUAUGAUAUUUCUCUGCAACAAUGGAAAAAUAAGCGGAUAGCCGUGAAGUAAAUACUGGGGCAAAAAGUACUUGGAGCAUUCAGAUUAUUUUACAAGUUCUUUUCAGUAAAGUAUAAUGCCGCGUAGGUCUGUCGCCAAGGGAAAGCGCAACGAGUGGCUCAAACAAGAAGAUACAUAGAAAUAGAAGGAAGACCUUGACUUCCAAAGCAAACUUGUUUAAAUUCGAUUGAAAGAUUGGUCUGGAAAUGAUCACUAUAACACAUUAUUAUCAAAACCGAAAAAACUAAGCUCCAUGAUGGCUUCAUCUGUGAGGAUCACUGCCCUUGUUCUUUCUUACUGUGUUACAACUGCAGUUGUUGUGGUUGCGUUUGUUUCAGGUACUUUGGUUACUGGUCCGACCGUGUUAGCCCCUGCAUCCUCGCUAGAGUUCGAAGCACAAGCUCUCCUCCGUUCUGGUUGGUGGAGUUGGUAUAGCAAUGACACUACAAAUCGUUGCGACUGGCAAGCUAUAUCAUGCAAUAAAGCUGGAAGCAUAACCCGUAUUCAACUUGUUGGAUGGCCAAUCGGUGUUGAACUCGGAAAAUUCAAUUUCUCUUGCUUCCCAAACCUUGUUUAUCUUGAUCUUGCUUCCUCUGAGGUUACUGGCGGCAUCCCACCUGAAAUAGGUGCUUUAUCAUCACUCAAGUACCUCGACCUGUCGAACAAUUUUCUAACAGGUGAGUUACCAUGCUCUCUUGGAAAACUUACUCAAUUAAAAGAGCUAUCUUGGGGGAACUAUUUUGAAGGUCCUAUCCCCCUUGAAUUAGGAAACUUGAAGAGUUUGUUGUCUUUGACAAUGACGAGUUGCAACAUUACCGGUCUUAGCCCUUUUACCCUGGGUAAUUUAACCAAUUUGGAAACCUUUGAUCUAAGCAAUAACCAUAUUACUGGUCACAUCCCUUCUACUCUGGGUAAUUUAACCAAUUUGAACAUUUUGGACCUAAGCCAUAAUCAUAUUACUGGUCCCAUCCCUUCUACUUUGGGUAAUUUAACCACUUUGAUACUAUUGGACCUAAGCUAUAACCGAAUCACUGGGCCAUUCCCUCCUUUGAGUGGUUUAAUUGAUUUGAUGAAUUUGUACCUUCAUUCAAAUCUUUUGCAAGGUCCAAUCCCUCGUGAAGUUGGAAAUAUGAAGAAUCUAGUAGAUUUAAAUAUUUCGUUCAAUCUUUUGGACGGUCCCUUGCCCAAAUCAAUGGAGAAUUUAAAAGCUUUAAGAUACCUGGACCUCUCCGAAAACAAAUUGAUUGGACCUCUUCCAUCUCUAAUUUGGGAUUGCUCAAAUUUACAAACAUUGUCUUUGAGAAACAACCAUAUAAAUGGAAGCAUUCCCUUUGAAAUCUUCGAUUGUCCUCGCACUCUUGAUCUAAGUCAUAACUUCAUCCAGGGAGAAAUACCGCAUCUUGAUCACUUGGAUUACUUGAGAGUUUUGGAUCUCAGCCAAAAUAAUCUGAAGGGCAUAAUUCCUGAAUCUUUCAGGUCUUUGAAUAGCCUUAAUCUGUCAUAUAAUUCUCUAGAGGGUCCUAUUCCAGACCACUUGAGAUACUUAACAGUUUUGGAUCUCAGCCAUAAUUAUCUAACGGGCACAAUUCCUGAAUCUUUCGAGUUUCUCCAGAGCCUCAAUCUGUCAUAUAAUUCUCUAGAGGGUCCUAUUCCUGAUUACUUGAGUAAUUUAUUUGCUCCUAAGUCAUUUUUGGGCAACAAGUAUUUGUGCGGAAACAUAACAGGUUUCCCUCCUUGCCCGCCUCCCAUUACUACAACAACAGCAAGCAGCGAGGUAAAAAUGGCUAAAAUCAUCGUUCCAAUUGUCGGUUUUUUAGCCAUCUUGUCUUCAGGAUUUUUACUCUGCCACAGAUGCAGAGCAAAAAACAGCAUUUCUGAUCUAGAUGUCACUAAAAAUGGAGAUAUAUUUUCAAUAUGGAACUUUGAUGGAAGAAUUGCUUUUGAAGACAUCAUUGAGGCGACAGAGGACUUUGACAUCCGAUAUUGCAUUGGCACAGGUGGUUAUGGUAGUGUUUAUAGAGCACAAUUACCAAGUGGAAAGAUUGUUGCCUUAAAGAAACUUCACCGUUUAGAAGCAGAGGUACCAGCUUUUGACAGGAGUUUCAGGAAUGAGGCAAAACUAUUAACAGAAAUACGGCACAAGAACAUUGUGAAGCUUCAUGGAUUUUGUCUCCAUAACCGUUGCAUGUUUUUGAUUUAUGAAUACAUGGAGCGAGGGAGCUUAUUUUGUGCCCUUACAGAUGACACUGAAGCAGUGGAGUUGGAUUGGAUCAAAAGGGUGAAAAUAAUCAAAGAUACAGCAUGUGCUUUAUCUUAUCUGCAUCAUGAUUGCCAUCCUCCAAUAGUUCAUCGAGACAUAUCAAGCAAUAACAUAUUAUUGAACUCAAAUCUGGAGGCUUAUGUCUCUGAUUUUGGCACAGCUAGACUCCUUGACCCUGAUUCAUCCAAUCAAACAAUGCUUGUUGGAACCUAUGGAUAUGUUGCACCAGAACUUGCUUAUACUAUGGUUGUAACUGAAAAAUGUGAUGUCUAUAGCUUUGGAGUAUUGGCACUAGAAACACUCAUGGGAAAGCAUCCUGGGGAACUCUUGCUAUCACUAUCAACACCAUCUUCCAAAAAUAUAAUGCUGAGUGAUAUAUUGGAUCCACGCCUAUCACUUCCAAGAAUUCGAAGGAUUGAACAAGAUAUUAUUUUUGCCGCCACAAUUGCAUUUGCGUGCUUAAGGUUGAAGCCAAAGUCCCGGCCAACAAUGAAGCGUGUGUCUCAAGAGUUUCCUUCUCGGAAUAGACCAUCAAUGGAGCCUCUCCAAGCAAUCUCUAUGUUGCAACUCAAGGACCAUGAACUGUAUCUGGAUGGUGAAGGCAAGAUUCCAUCUCAUAAUUCAGGCCAAGAUGGUGAAAUCCAUGUCAUUUCUUCAACUUAAUUUUCAUGUCUGUUAUUUGGUCUCUUCACUUUCUGUCUUUUCCUUCGAUGUCAGAGGUUUGUCAAUUCUGAUAUUGUAAUUCUGCAGUUCUGCUUAUUGUCCUUGGUGUCUUUGUUCUUGCAAAUCUGAACCUUGACUGCAUAUUGUUAUUGUCAAUAAUUCGAGCUGUGACUGGUGAUUGAGAAACCAUGUCCUGUUAAUCACUCUUACCAAAGUUUGUUGGAAAUGAUCGAAAUUCCAAACCAGUCUUCUGAUCCAUAGAUUUAAAAACAAAUUAAAGACCUACCAUUUAGAUUCAUCUGGGAUCAUGAUGCAUGGGAGCUAGGCUAAUUCAACUUUAGUUCCAUAUCUAAGAGCCCAUACCAAAUUUUCUUUGCAACCAUAGAUGUGAAAAUCUUGGUAAAUGCCUUGAAAACAUCAAUAUGGUUCUAAUAUCCUAAUAUGGACAAUCAAAAAUUGCAGUCUUCAAACCAGAAGUGCAUGGAAUAUCACCGUAUAUUUGUAAAACUAAAGUAAAAUUGAUGCUGUAGUCAUCAAAGAUAUCCGCAGUGGUUUUCAAAAUAACCUGGGACAAUUAGUGAUAACCACUCUUGUUUCUAAAUAAUUAAAAAUGACCAGCAUUACUAUUUCCCCAAGCAUGCACAAAUGGUCAUCUUAAGACUUAAUGCAUUCAAACUUCGAA
Messenger RNA from Durio zibethinus, 3751 nucleotides. RefSeq lists its product as uncharacterized. Gene Ontology annotation, biological process: protein phosphorylation. Lineage: Eukaryota; Viridiplantae; Streptophyta; Magnoliopsida; Malvales; Malvaceae. Gene Ontology annotation, molecular function: protein kinase activity; ATP binding; protein binding. The record is from RefSeq and is a predicted model, not a curated record.